AUGACCGUCCCUUCAAACCCCAUAUACGGCCCGCCGUCUGAAGCCCUCCGUGCCCUCACACCCUCCCAACUCACCUUCCUCCAAAACCUCCCAAAAGCCGAACUCCACGCACACCUGAACGGGUCCAUACCGCUCCCCAUCCUCCAAGACCUCGCUCGCACCUACAUCGCAUCUGACUCGACUCCGUCCUCAGACGUCGUGCAAGCUGGACUGCAACAACUCCAGAGCGGCGUCCAACUUGUAGAGAUCAACGAUUUUUUCGGGCUGUUCCCCGCCAUUUACGCUCUCACUUCUACGCCGUUGGCCCUGCGCAAAGCUACGCGAGGCGUGCUCUCUCAUUUCUUGGGACCUGUGCCUGUGGAAGGCGAGGGGCGAGAGAACGUGGUUCAGGAGGUAUCAUACCUCGAGCUUCGGACGACGCCAAGGGAUACUCCGGCCAUGUCUAGACGUGUUUAUCUCGAGACUGUAUUGGCCGAGGUGGAAAGUUAUGCGCCUGAGAGUGCGGCAUUGAUCGUGAGCUUGGAUAGGCGGAUGAGCCAGGAUGUGGCGGAAGAGGUUGUGGAAUUGGCUGCGAAGUUGAGGGAGGAAGGGAGGAGAGUCGUCGGUGUGGAUUUGUGUGGCGAUCCUUUGGCUGGCGAUGUCGCGAUCUUCACCGCUAUAUUCGAAAAAGCGAAACAAGCAGGCCUGGGGGUUACACUACACAUUGCAGAGACUGCGAAGAAUCCGCCAGAGGAGACCUUGAAACUUCUUUCUUGCACACCGGCUAGACUUGGACACGCCACAUUCUUGAAUGAGGAAGCGAAGAAGGUUGUCCACGACCACAAAAUAUGCAUCGAAAUAUGUCUGACGUCAAACCUCUUAUGCAAGACGGUGCAAUCGCUAGACGAUCAUCAUAUACGAUACUACCUCAAGCACAACCAUCCAAUCGCCAUCUGCACCGACGACAUCCUCCCCUUCCGCAAUUCCAUGCUAGGAGAAUAUGCCCUUCUCCUUGCACCAAAACCGUAUGGCCUGGGCCUCACGGAGUCCGAGGUCGAAACCAUCGCUCGCAUGAGCAUGGAAUGCCGCUUUCCACUUCCAUGA
Molecule: messenger RNA, 1083 nt
Organism: Stereum hirsutum FP-91666 SS1
Lineage: Eukaryota; Fungi; Basidiomycota; Agaricomycetes; Russulales; Stereaceae
Product: adenosine deaminase-like protein
Exons: 5
Coding region: 1-1083 (360 amino acids)
Biological process (GO): adenosine catabolic process; inosine biosynthetic process
Molecular function (GO): adenosine deaminase activity
Source: RefSeq, a predicted model, not a curated record